Molecule: messenger RNA, 594 nt
Organism: Cucurbita pepo subsp. pepo (vegetable marrow)
Lineage: Eukaryota; Viridiplantae; Streptophyta; Magnoliopsida; Cucurbitales; Cucurbitaceae
Source: RefSeq, a predicted model, not a curated record
CUUUUGGAUUUGAUGGCUUCUUCAUCCCACAUUUUGGAGGAAGAGAAAGAAGAGAUAGAUUUGGAUGAUGAUUUUUUUAAAGACGGUUACCAUACUAUCACUAAAAAGGAAGAGAUGGAAUAUUAUUGUGCGGUCCAAGAAUCCCAGGGUUUUGAUGUACCAGAUUUUGGUACCGUUUAUGCAUUUAGUCUCAUCACUCCAAUGAAAUUGCAUGAGUUCCCGAGUAUGCUUAAAGAGGUUCAAAUCUCACCAAAUGAAGCUAUCAAACAUUACAACAACGAAAAUGGAACUAAUUUUGAACUGGUAGACAUUGUGAAGGCUAAUCAUUCGGGAUGUUGUGGCUCAAUGUAUUACAUCACAUUUAAUGUGAAGCCGAUUGGAACUUCGGUAGAAUUUCCCCCGAUAACCUUCCAAGCUAAAGUUUAUUAGGCUAUUCCUAUAAAAGAUAUUAUAGACGUCGAACUUUGCAGGCGGCCAAAGCCCUCUAAUUAGCUACCGAUAAGUUACUAAUUAUUUUUUAUCAUAUUAUUUUGUUUGGACAUGAGGUCUACUUUGUACUCAAGACUGUUACAUAAUUUUUUUUUUUUGAAACAA